AUGAAGUGUUUCUCCGCCCUUGUAUUUGCCCUCGCCUCCACGGCCACGGCCUCUCCCCUGGAGAAGCGCCAAGUCCAGCCCGUGCAACGCUUCGACGUUGGCGGCUUCACUGCCAACUGUCGGGCCGGUGGAGGCUGCAGCUGGACCUUCAAGGUCGUCGAGUUCCCCAACGCGGCCGCAAUCACCUGCACCGGCACCGUCCCAAGCGGCACCACCUUCCCGGCGACAACUCCCCCAUUCCCCUGCAGCGAUCCGGCGGUUCUCUUCCAGUUCCAGAGCAUCCCGGCACUGGGCAGCUACCGCCUCGUCAUGACCGACGUCCAUGUGGUGGCAUGUUCGAGGGGCGGAUCGAGACUGAUGCCGGCUGCGGACUUUCCUGUGGUGACGGAUGGCACUGGCACGCAUCAGACGUAUUUCGGGGCAACUUCGUUUAGCAUUGAAGGUACUGGGGCCUGUAAUCGGAUGUAG
Molecule: messenger RNA, 468 nt
Organism: Pyricularia oryzae 70-15
Lineage: Eukaryota; Fungi; Ascomycota; Sordariomycetes; Magnaporthales; Pyriculariaceae
Exons: 2
Coding region: 1-468 (155 amino acids)
Source: RefSeq, a predicted model, not a curated record